Messenger RNA from Vanessa tameamea, 1781 nucleotides. RefSeq names its product RWD domain-containing protein 1. The record is from RefSeq and is a predicted model, not a curated record. Lineage: Eukaryota; Metazoa; Arthropoda; Insecta; Lepidoptera; Nymphalidae. Gene Ontology annotation, biological process: cytoplasmic translation. Bases 129 to 851 code for a protein of 240 amino acids. Gene Ontology annotation, molecular function: protein binding. The transcript is spliced from 5 exons.
UUAUCGUUGUCGUAUAACCUCUCAAAUCUAUGUACUGAUUUUAAAUUGGAUUUUGGUUAUGUUGAAAUAAGCUAUUUGUAUGAGUAAAAUAUAGAAUAAAGUUUAGGCUGCAUUGUAUAGUAUUAAUCAUGGAUUACAAUUAUGAACAGACAAGUGAAGUGGAGGCAUUAGACUCGAUAUACUAUGGGGAUAUGCAAAUUUUACAGACAGAACCAAUGCACAAGUUUAGCAUACCUAUUAAAUCGGAAGAGUAUGAUGAUGGUGAAGGAUUAGCAUGUCAGUUGGUGUUCACAUACACGUUAAAGUAUCCAGAAGAUUUACCCUUAGUAGAAAUAAUUACGGAUGAAAUUUUUGAUGAAAUUGUUGACAAGACUGAACUGUACAAUCAUCUAAUGGAACAAGCUCAAGAAAAUCUUGGUAUGGUUAUGGUUUUUACACUAGUAUCUGCAGGUCAGGAAUGGCUCAAUGUGAAAUGGGACAGCAUCAAAAAAGAAAGAGAAGAAGAAGUUCUCGCUAAAAAGAAGGCGGAUGAAGAAGCAGAAUUGAAAAGAUUUGAAGGAACAAGAGUAACUGUAGAAUCUUUCCUCGCAUGGAGAAAGCAGUUUGAGAUAGAUAUGGGUAUACCAGCAAAGAGAGAAAAGGAAGGAAAAGAUAAGAAUAAAUUAACAGGCAAAGAAUUGUUCUUGAGAGACACUACUCUCAAUGAGUCUGACCUCAAAUUCCUUGAUGAUGGCGAUGCUGUAAAAGUUGAUGAGUCGCUUUUCCAAGAUUUGGAUGAUUUAGAAAUUUCCGAAGAAGAUGACGAGGAUGAUGAAGAUUAUGUUCCAGGGCAGAGCAGCGACAGUGAUUAACAAAAGAUUUUGUGCUUAAAUUAGCACCAGCUUUAUUAACAUGGCCCUAAAAAAUUCCUUCUUUUGUUGGAAUAUUGUUAAUAACUUCUGAAGUAAAAUCAAUUUGGUGCAUGUAUUUACAGGAUACAUACCCAACAUGCACCUAAAAAUAAAGAUAAUGAAAAGCUUAAAUUAUUAGGGGUUGUUUAUUUAUUACUUUUGCGAUUUUGUUUGGAUUGAUAUCAUAAAAGUAAAUUCACUGAAGACGGCAGGAUAGCUGUUUCUAUCGUCUUAGUAUUUCAUUUUAUUGCAAGAAAAAGUUUAUCUUGGAUAUGAUUGUCGUAUUGUCCAAUUAAUUUCAAAAAAACUUCAGGGAAAAUAUACUUAAAUUAAGACUACAGUACUGCAUUACUAUUAUUAAAAUUAUUUUGCCGUUUAACAAUAUUUUUAUCAUGAAAAUUGAUGAAAACACAACGAAUAAAGUCUUUGUGGCACAGGAAAGCCAAACUGUGCUUAGUAAAAUGUAUGAAGUGCUGCACUCCGGCCCAUAGUGUAUCCUACACAAAAGAUCACGCCAAUUCAAUAGUAGUAGGUACCAUUACGGAUACAUUAGGGAUUAAUUAAAAAAAAAGUAAAAUAACCUAAUAUUUUUAUAAUAAUUCUGAUGCGUACAUUUUGGCAUAACUACAACAAAUAAACUUUUAUUUUAUAAGGUUAUGUAAUAAUUUGUUUAAAGCAGUGGGCGGUUGUGACGCCAUCUUUAUUACCAAACAAAAAUACGCGGGAAUUUUAAUGUUAUGCUUACAAUAAAUGGUGGAUGGACCACAUCGUAAAUAUAGCAAUAGCAUACUUACGUAAUAAAUCUCUUUUGUAAUAUUAAUUAUUAAAAUGUAUAUAAACACAUGAACAUCGCUUUCUUUUUUUGUUAAAAUUAGAAUAUAUGUAAUUAUU